Messenger RNA from Jaculus jaculus (lesser Egyptian jerboa), 4138 nucleotides. RefSeq names its product myeloid zinc finger 1 (gene Mzf1). Bases 257 to 2455 code for a protein of 732 amino acids. The transcript is spliced from 6 exons. The record is from RefSeq and is a predicted model, not a curated record. NCBI's taxonomy places the organism in Eukaryota, Metazoa, Chordata, Mammalia, Rodentia, Dipodidae.
UAUAUAUAUAUAUACACACACACACACACAUAUAUGUGGUGGGGGGCAUGCGCGGUCUGGAAGGCGGUUCUGCUGUCCAUUGCCUCCCGAGAGGCUUGUGCACAUCGACGGGGUCCUGACGCCCAGAUUCGAGCCGGAGAAUGUAGGAAGAGGCCGCCAGGAGCGCGUCCUGAUCUUCGCCCCCAGGGCUACCCCCCCCCCCCAGGGGCCGGGAAGGCGGGUGCAGACACAUCGGGGACCUGACCCGGUCCUCCUGAUGAGACCCACCGUACUGGGCUUCCCAGGCCUUGAACCCCCAGAAAAUGAAGAACCCAUUGUGGUAAAGCUGGAGGACUCUGAGGAGGAAGAGGAAGACACCCUGUGGGACCCAGGCCCUGAGGCUGCACGUCUGCGUUUCCGAUGCUUCCGCUAUGAGGAGGCAGUGGGUCCCCAAGAAGCCCUGGCCCAGCUACGAGAGCUGUGUCACCAGUGGCUGCGGCCAGAGGUGCGCUCCAAGGAGCAGAUGCUGGAGCUCUUGGUGCUGGAGCAGUUCCUUGGUGCCCUGCCCCCUGAGAUCCAGGCCCAUGUACGGGGACAGCAGCCAGGAAGCUCUGAAGAGGCUGCUGCCUUGGUCGACAGGCUUCGCUGGGAGCUAGGCGAGCCUCGGAGAUGGGUCACAGUUCAGGUGCAAGGCAAGGAGGUCCUAUCAGAGAAGAUGGAGCCCUCCUGCUUCCAGCCUGUUUCUCACACCAACCCUCAAACUCCAGAGUCUGGGACCGAGAUGGCCCCUGGAGCCAUGCAGGAAUUGCCACUGGGCCUUCAGGUGAAGGAGGAGACUGAAGUCACGGAGGAUCCAGAGUUCCUGGAGUCUGACCACCUUCCCGCCGCCCAAGAGGCUGCAGUGGCCCUCCUACCUAAGGAGGCACAGGGCUGUGGGGCAGCACUGGACCAGGCCUCUCCUCACAGUGAGACUGGGCCUGAUGGGUCCUCAUGGAGGGAUCAUUCUGUGGCCCUGUGGCAUGAAGACGUAGGAGGCAUCUUCUCCCCAGGGCUUGCACUGCAGAUGGACGGCGUCUUGACAGAGCCAGAUUCGGCGAGCCACCACCUCCCCGUCCCCUGGGAUCUCGGCAUGGCCAGCCUCUCAGGACGCAUCCGGUCCCCCUCCCGCGAAGGUGGCUUCACCCGUGCACUUAUGCUCCCCAGCGACCCAGAAGGCAAGCAGGACCCUGCCGGAGGGGACACCCGCCCCGGCGGAGGCCCUGCCGGGGCCGCAGCCCGCUGGCGCGCCCCGCGGGGCCGCAGCCGGGGUCGCCCCAGCUCGGGGGCCGGAGCCGUGAGGGGCGGCCGCUGCGACGUGUGCGGCAAGGUGUUCAGCCAGCGCAGCAACCUGCUGCGGCACCAGAAGAUCCACACGGGCGAACGACCGUUCGUGUGCGGCGAGUGCGGCCGCAGCUUCAGCCGCAGCUCGCACCUGCUGCGCCACCAGCUCACGCACACCGAGGAGCGGCCGUUCGUGUGCCGGGACUGCGGCCAAGGCUUCGUGCGCAGCGCGCGCCUGGAGGAGCACCGGCGCGUGCACACCGGCGAGCAGCCCUUCCGCUGCGCCGAGUGCGGCCAGAGCUUCCGCCAGCGCUCCAACCUGCGGCAGCACCAGCGCAUCCACGGGGACCCUCCCGGGCCCGCGCCCCCGGCCCUGCCCGGCGCCCCCGAGCCCCCGGGGCCCUUCCCGUGCAGCGAGUGCCGCGAGAGCUUCGCGCGGCGGGCCGUGCUGCUGGAGCACCAGGCGGUGCACACCGGAGACAAGUCCUUCGGCUGCGUGGAGUGCGGCGAGCGCUUCGGCCGCCGGUCGGUGCUGCUGCAGCACCGGCGCGUGCACAGCGGCGAGCGGCCCUUCGCCUGCGGCGAGUGCGGCCAGAGCUUCCGGCAGCGCUCCAACCUCACGCAGCACCGGCGCAUCCACACCGGCGAGCGGCCCUUCGCGUGCGCCGAGUGCGGCAAGGCCUUCCGCCAGAGGCCCACGCUCACGCAGCACCUGCGCGUGCACACGGGCGAGAAGCCCUUUGCUUGUCCCGAGUGCGGCCAGCGCUUCAGCCAGCGACUCAAGCUCACGCGCCACCAGCGGACACACACGGGCGAGAAGCCCUACCACUGUGGCGAGUGCGGCCUGGGCUUCACGCAGGUGUCACGGCUCGCGGAACACCAGCGCAUCCACACCGGCGAGCGGCCCUUCGCCUGCCCGGACUGCGGCCAGAGCUUCCGGCAGCACGCCAACCUCACGCAGCACCGGCGCAUCCACACGGGCGAGCGGCCCUUCGCGUGCCCCGAGUGCGGCAAGGCCUUCCGCCAGAGGCCCACGCUCACGCAGCACCUGCGCACUCACCGGCGAGAGAAGCCCUUCGCCUGCCAGGACUGCGGCCGCCGCUUCCACCAGAGCACCAAGCUCAUCCAGCACCAGCGCGUGCACAGCGCCGAGUAGCUCCAGACUGUGGGCACUGCGUGGUGGAAAUGCCCAUCUCACAGGAUUGCUGUGAGGCAGGGGUUGCAUAGGUACAAGCAGGCCUGGUUCACAGUCAACGAGUGCUUAAUAAACAGUAAAUGGUGCCUGCCUAGCUGCGCGAGCCUUCCCUGCCCACCCCGUCCACUGCUGCCAGGCUGGUGCUGGUGUGCUCCCUGUACACACACAGGCUAAAGGAGCACACACACACCCCUCAAAAGUACUUCCUGCGAGCGCUUGCUCUCUCACAGGAUGUCCUGUGUGCAGUGCAUGCUUCUGGCUUAUGCACAGAGGAUGCCCAGCUGCAGGUGGGGUAGAGCAUUCACCGGCAAAAGACCCAUAGAUGAGCCGUUAUCUGCGGCGCUGCGCCUGAUCAUCAGUGUAUGGUCAAGAGGCAGAACCACCAACUAGGCUGGUGGUAACUGAGACUUGGCAGUGAAUAGUGACAAACUCGUAAUCCCACCAUUCAGGAGGCAGAGGCAGGAGGAUUGCUGCAAGUUCAAUGUCAGCCUAGUCUACACAGCAAGUUCCUGGGAUACCUAAUGAGACCCUGUCUCAAAGCCAGCACACAAAAGGCAGGUUUGGUGGCACGUGUCUGCAAUGCCAGCUACUUAGGCGGCCUGGCCAGACUUAAAGGAGUUCAAGGCCAGCUCGGGCAACUUAGUGAGAGACUCUCAAAGUGAGCGAAAACAGGGCUGGGGAUGUAGCUCAGUGGUGGAGCACUUGACUAGCAUGUGCUCAACUCCUAAUGUGGGGUGGGGGGGAGUGAAGCAGUCAAAAAGGAGGGGCUCAUGAACCAUUCUGGGAGCUGUGUUCUAGGAAUAGCCAUGGAGCUCAAAGUCCGAUGCUAAAAAGUAAAGGGCGCUACCAGGGUGGUAAGGAGUCCCAAGGAAGGGGCUGCCAUGCAUUUAUCUCCAGUGGAGAAGGGCGGCCCUGGUUUUGGGAGGUGUGGAGAGCGCCGCCAUCAUCCCCUGCCCUGCAGCGGUGCCCAAGUGGAUAGGUGUAGAGCCCAGAGGUAGGUGCUUAACUCGCAGCACAACCCUUGUCAGAAAACUACCUCAACACUCAAUCUCCAGAGACAUUCCAUCUUCCAAGCUCUCGGUCUUGCUCCAAGUCAGUGCUCAUUUCUCUGAUACCGCGUCUCCCCAUUCCCAGAUCAACUGUCCACUCACUUUUGUCCUGUCAGUAUCUCACCCCAAUACACCCCCCAAAGCAGUCAUAAGCGGGCAGUUUUAUUCCCAUCAAUGAAGGGAGCACUGGAGAAGUAGUCCUGCUUGGACUCCCGUACAGUGAUGUACACACUUUCUGCCAGCUGUGGACAUGAGGCUUCUGGAUAACACCAGACCUGGACCAUGGUACCCGAAACGCGCACACUCCCUUCAUGGCUGUCUUUGGAGCUGUGGGCAAAGCCAACAUUCAAGGGAAGAUCCCAACCACCCCAAUACUCCCCAGCCAGCCAAGAUCAUCCAUGCAACAGAAAUAGCACACUGAUGCCAGCUAAGCCAGAUCUUGCCUGAGGGUAACUUUGGAAGCCAGUUCCUAGUUUUAAAAACAGAAAAGUUAGGGCUGGAGAGAUGGCUUAGCAGUUAAGCUAUUGCCUGUGGAGCCUAAGGACCCUGGUUUGAGGCUCGAUUCCCCAGGACCCACGUUAGCCAGAUGCACAAG